CCGAGAGCUCAUCAGAGGAAAAAUGGGACACAAAUGACAAGGCUGAGCGCACUGACAGCAUUUCAGCGUUAUUUCCCUCUACUUUAGACACCACUCAGGAUAUAUGGUGCAGUGGGUAGGCUAUUUUUUCCUGCGCUUACCCGUAAACCCGCACUCUUCGGAUGAUCUUGAUGGGCCCGCGGUGAUCUCCAGUCUGUAAUUUUGCUCCAGAAAUGCUGUUUCUUCAACAGUUACCCUGUCGUCUGGAGCUGUUGGCCACAUGUGGAUUGUUGCCCCGUGGAACAGAUCAGCUACAUUUAAUCUCACGGAUGGUGAUGUAAUUAUUCCCAUUAAUUUGGAUACAUUGGAUUUUCCGGGAUCAUAUCCAAACACCGAGGUGACUGGGACGUUGGAGAAAGAAAACAUACACAUAUAUAUAUCACACACACCCCACACACUGGGCUGGGAAUAAGUCCAGACAAUGCUUCAGUGUUCCAGCUGUGAAAAGCCUAUUCUUGAUAGGUUCCUGCUCAAAGUUUUGGACAGACCGUGGCACAUAAAAUGUGUCCAGUGCUGCGAAUGCAAAUGCACUUUGACAGAGAAGUGUUUUUCACGAGAGGGGAGACUGUAUUGUAAGAAUGACUUCUUUAGGACAUUUGGGACCAAGUGUGACGGUUGCGCCCAGGGGAUUUUACCCAGUGAUCUUGUCCGCAGGGCCAAGAGCAAAGUGUUUCACCUGAACUGUUUCACCUGUGUGAUGUGCAACAAACAGCUGUCCACAGGAGAGGAACUGUACAUCCUGGACGAAUUCAAGUUUGUUUGUAAGGAGGACUAUCAAAACAACAAUGGGAAAGACACAAUCCUCCUUUCAGUCACGACGUGCAGCGACCCGAGUUUGUCUCCAGACUCCCAGGACCCGCAGGACGACGGGAAGGACUCAGAAACGGGACAUUUAUCCGAUAAAGACAACAACAACGAGAACGACGAGCAGAGCGCCGUCGGGAAACGACGCGGGCCUCGGACCACCAUAAAAGCCAAGCAGCUGGAGACCCUGAAAGCUGCUUUCGCGGCCACGCCGAAACCCACGAGGCACAUCAGGGAGCAGCUGUCACGAGAGACCGGCCUCACCAUGAGAGUCAUCCAGGUUUGGUUCCAAAAUCGGAGGUCCAAAGAGAGACGCAUGAAGCAGCUGAGCGCUCUGAGCGGCCGGAGACACGUGUUCUUCCGCGGCCAGAGGAGGAUGAGGGCGCUGGGAGAGAGACUGGAGGCAGAGGAGCUUGGACACUUCUCUUAUUAUGGAGAUUAUCCUGCUGAAUACUACAGCUCAGGAGGGAAUUAUGAGUACUACCAAGGCCCACCAUCAUCCCAGGCUCAGACUCCAGCAGACUUGGGCUUUGUGCCCUCCUCUGUUCCUGCUGGCACCCCAUUAGGAACAAUAGACCACCACCACCCAGGGCACCACUGUCCUGGAGAGGUGCACUGUUUCUCUGACACAGUAUCUCACCAUCCUGCGGACUCACCCAGUCCUGAGCCCACUAUGCCGGGCUCAAUGCACAGCAUCUCCAGUGAGAUGUGUGGCCCCAGCACACCCUACACAACUGUGUCUCUCAGUGACAAUGGAUACACCAACCAGCUGUCACAACCCUCAUCAGAAAUGAGCGAAGGCACUGUCUGGUGAUCCAGUCGACUCCA
Epinephelus fuscoguttatus (brown-marbled grouper) is the source of this 1671-nucleotide messenger RNA. Its product is annotated as LIM/homeobox protein Lhx1-like. Gene Ontology annotation, biological process: neuron differentiation; regulation of transcription by RNA polymerase II. Gene Ontology annotation, cellular component: nucleus. NCBI's taxonomy places the organism in Eukaryota, Metazoa, Chordata, Actinopteri, Perciformes, Serranidae. Gene Ontology annotation, molecular function: RNA polymerase II transcription regulatory region sequence-specific DNA binding; DNA-binding transcription factor activity, RNA polymerase II-specific. Bases 461 to 1657 code for a protein of 398 amino acids. The record is from RefSeq and is a predicted model, not a curated record. The transcript has 5 exons.